GAAAAUUGGAAUGAUAGGCUACGGCCUGCCGAGCUAUGACCAGACCUGCCUCAACUCGCACUGAUCCGUUGGUCGGUGGAGCUUCGGCUGCCAUUGCUGGACAAACGGCUCCACCUACCGCCUCGAAGAAUCGCCAUCACUUUGGUCAUCAUACCAUCCACCAUUCGCAGUUUGCGAAAACGGAGCGGGGAGAUGCUGGGAUUGCUUUUCACGUCAAACAAGCAAUAAUUGAAAAAUCACCCACUCGCUUACAAAGUUACGAACCGAGAGAGGUGGCUGUCCGUACCGAUCAGAAAUAUUCCCUCAAAGAUUCGAGUGCAGUUAAAACAGAGAAACUGAAGAGACGAACUGAUGUUUAUCGCUGUGGAUUUUGCUCAGAUGCAAAGGAAUCAUACAAACCUUUAGGAGACCCAAUACUCGACUCAGAUGCGUUGCUGUGCUUAGCGUUAAAGAUUGAUCCAACAUCUCUUCAUCGAUUGACAAAUACUAAGGAUGAUGAAGUAACUUCUGAUGCAAAUGAAGUCCAUACCAGCUCCCGGCGAAUUCGACUGGCUGGGCCGCCGCCGCGUCACAACAAUGGCUUCGAAUUGAUAAAAGACAAGUUGGUGAGAUCUAAAGGACGGAUACACGCUGUCAAGUUCGGUAUCCCGUUUGCUGAAACGGUUGACGACAGCGAUUGGCGACAUAGAAUUGACGCCGCUAAAAUAGGUCGGCGGGACGGGCAAUUACAAGAAGGACAAGUUGAUUGGUAUCAUAGGAAACUGGACACGGACAAACAGGCUUACUUUCAAAGUGUCCUCGAACGGGAACUACCUGGGUUUAUAGGGCAACGGUCCAAAAAAGGCAGUAAGUGUCGUCCGGCGACUUCCGUUCAUCUUCAAGUACCAGAUCGGACUGCUGGCCCAAUUGCGGGCUGGCAAAGGUCGAAGGAAACCCCGGAGGAAACACCCGUAACAGUGUCUGAUAUGCGCAAAGAAGAGCUACCAAAUUUGUCGCUUGCUCCACCCACGAUAUCGCCUUCUGCACCCAAAUCAUCUGCAAUACACCCCAAAGCGAUGGAACAGGUCCUAAGCAUCCGGCGCGAUGAUGGUAUAAAUCUGGCGACUGACCAAUAUUAUACCACACGAGAGCGGUUUUAUGAAGAGAGGCGAAGAUUGACCCAAGUUCUUCUGGAAGAUCUGAACAGAAUGGAUUUUGAGCGCAAAUCAAAUUUCAUACGCAAAUUCAGGUCCUUCAAAGUAGGAAAGAACACCAUGUGUAGCGACGAUAUAGCGGCCAUGAGGAAUCGUGCCGAAGCCCAACGACAGGCUGAAAAGAAUCGUCUGCUACAACAGCAUCCGUGGUAUAAUGAGCUUUUGAAUAAGGUUGUCCUGAACGGCGUGAAGCGUGACAUGUCCGAGUACGAAGAGCUGCUAUUAAAUAGGGUAAAAUGCGUCAUUGAGGACAACCUCCCAUUCACCCAGAACACUUUCGUGCAACUUAUGAAGAUCAUUCCAACCCAUGAGUUCAUGAAAGACGAUAUUCAACGUAUCAUACGCUUUGUAAAGGCACACGCGAACAUCACCGAAAGAGAAUACCUGGAGGCCAUGGACAUGGCAUUAGUUUGAAAUACUCGGGUUCCAAGGGACAGUCGAUUUUAGAAACUCUUCCAAGAAAGCAUCAAAAUCGGUGUACGCAAAAUGUUACAGCAGUUUCAUUCACAGACGAAAGGGAUACUUAUUUCCCUGAUAUUAGUCAUAAGUAGGCUCAAGACAUCCUGUCUACAAAUAGGGUCGCCGGUGUUGCAGGAUAGAGUUUGUUAUACUUUGCAAAAAUAAAAUGAAUGCAUCGAAUGAUAAA
Messenger RNA from Spizellomyces punctatus DAOM BR117, 1839 nucleotides. RefSeq lists its product as uncharacterized. Bases 36 to 1607 code for a protein of 523 amino acids. The record is from RefSeq and is a predicted model, not a curated record. The transcript has 13 exons. Lineage: Eukaryota; Fungi; Chytridiomycota; Chytridiomycetes; Spizellomycetales; Spizellomycetaceae.